Diachasmimorpha longicaudata is the source of this 4725-nucleotide messenger RNA. It is a transcript of the gene Vlc, whose product is annotated as vulcan. Gene Ontology annotation, molecular function: molecular adaptor activity. Lineage: Eukaryota; Metazoa; Arthropoda; Insecta; Hymenoptera; Braconidae. Gene Ontology annotation, cellular component: glutamatergic synapse; postsynaptic specialization. Gene Ontology annotation, biological process: signaling. The transcript has 11 exons. Bases 425 to 3382 code for a protein of 985 amino acids. The record is from RefSeq and is a predicted model, not a curated record.
UUGUUUUCACAUUUUUUAGAAGCCUCAAGAGAGAACUGCAAGAGCAAAAAUACUUUAUCCACCCCUCGGGUGGACUGUGACGUCUCCCUCCCUCUUGGCGGGCAGGAAAUUUUACUUUUUCUCUCAGGGUCUGGUGGUGCUGCGAGGCGCGAGGGAUGUGAGGAGGGAGCGAGAUGAGCUAUCUGCUCAGUCCAAUGCUAUAAAAUGAGAGGGAAAAUUAAUGAUGAGAGAGUGGGUGAAGGCGGUGCACUGUUUGUCAGAUAUCCGCAGUCGACGGUAUCACACUGCCCAAAGAGGGACAUGCCAUUUCUCGUGAUGGAAGGAGAAAAGGAGAAGAGAGAAUCAAACAUAUUGUGAUAUAAAAGCACCAAUUUUAAUUAAUGAAGUAGUGAUAAAAUUGUGGAGGAAAAAUAAUCCCGGAGGGAUGGCGAACCGCCCGAAAAUCGAAGUCGUUAGGGUAUCGUCGAUAGAGAGGAGGAAUUUUCGACCGCUUGAUGGCAUUCAACUGAGGGCGACCUUCAGUCAUGUGAGGAUCGGUACAUACUGCCCAGAACCUGAGAAGGACAUCAUACCGUGUGAGAAUAAACCACCGAGUCAAGGGCGGAAGUAUAAAAAGAAUUUGGGACCAGUUUCAAGACUGCUAAGGCGUCGUCAUCAGGGGACGUACCUCGCAACUAAAUCCUGUGAUAACAUUUAUAACGUCAAUAGAAAUAGUACGUCAUUGGACUGGCGUUCGAGUCAGAGUCCAACAGAUGCAGCCCUUAACGCUCGUCAAAGCAGUAGUUUAGACUGGCGAAUAGGCCGGAGAAUAAAUUCAGACUGGCAAGACAUCAGUUGCAGUGCUGAACAACUACACUCCAGAAAUGUAAACUUCAACGUCAUUGGAUUGAGAACCCCCACUGCUAAAUCAAAAAUAGUUUCACUGCUCCGAAGACUUUCCCCUCGUCUUCCGAGGCCAAACAGCAAGAGUUCCCCGUCCUCGUCGUCCACUGUGUGCCCGUGGAUUCGUGUGGAGUAUUCAACCGAGUCCAUGGACAAUUGGCGUCGUGAAGUGUCUCAGGAAACCGAUGUGAGUUUUCAACAAGAGUUACAAUUGAAUGAGCUCAGAAAAAGGAUUGCCAGUGCCUCGCCUUCCUCCUCCCAAUCACAGGUGCUUGUUACUGAGGCCCUCAGCAACGAACGAUUGGACAUCAAUGAAAAUGCUGAAAAUAAUGUUGUCAACGGGGAGAAUGGAGCCAGUGACUCGAGAACUGUCCACGAGGAUCGUAAACCAGGGGUGGACAAUCGUCGUCCGCGUCCAAAGAGUGGUACGUGUCACAGCGAAGUGGCGGGCCUUGAGGAGGAUAACGGCAACGAUACGACGGUGACAGUGGUACCAGGCGGUGGUGGCAGCGGGUCAAGUGGCAGGUCGUCGAAUCGUCGUAACCGGCCACUAUCACUCGCUGUCCAACCGCUGAAUUAUCAACAUCUGGAUCCCGAUAGUAUUUGCCGUGGUGGAAUUAAACAUCCAAAUAUGACUAGCCAGGAGUCCAUCGGCAGUUGCAGCCUCGACGUCGAUCGCUCCGUCUCCGACCGAUCAGAAGCAACAGUCGACUCGAUAUCUGAACGAACACUUCACAGUCUGAAUCUGUCAAACGGGGAUACAACUUCACCAGCGGAUAAUCCUGUCAACGGCAGUAACGAAACGAUUUCGAAGACCCAGGGAAACACACCGGACAAGGACAAUAUAAAUGGCGAGAACGAAGUUGAGCAGCUGACAGCUAAGAAACCUAGCUAUCUGGGAUUGGCUUGCAGUAUUAGUGGAUAUUCAGGGAUCACCAGAUACGACAGCAAACUCAGAGAGGGAUUCAGAUCGAGAGACAGUAGUCCUGGAUCAAGACUAAUCACACGAGAAACAAGCCCUGCAGGUUUCAGGUCAAGUGAAAAUCUUGGAAUACCAUCAAAAAGUCAAUCUAUAUCUCCACUAGCAAUGGAUCGUCAGAACGGCUUCAGCAACGGUAACAAGGAGUGCCGAGUUGCGACAUUCGUCGAAUCUCGAAGCUCUUUGAGCACUUGUCAAGGCUUUUCAGAGGUAGACAGAGGUGUUCCCAUCCACUCGUUCAGCGAUAUUAGUCCUAUACGAGGUUCUCCAAAGCGUUUGACACAAAUGACAACCUGCAGAGAGACGAAAACCUUCACCUCAACGAUAACAGUCUCAUCACCGAAGUCAUCGAACACCAGUAAUUUAUCUAGUAAUUGUCUCAACGAGAGUAAUCUAACGAAUGGUUCAACGGUGGGAACCGAUAAUCAAACGCUCAAUUCGUCCUGCAAGAAGUCCUUUAUCCAGCAGAGGGUGGAGAGGUUGUAUGGACCCGGUGCACUUGCCCAGGGAUUCUUCUUCAAACGAUCAUUGAAUCAGUCAACCAGUAGUGAAAGUAGCUUUAAUAAAUCCAGUAACAACAAUGACUCUUUGGUGGACAAUGCCAAUACCGAGGAGUCCCUGAAAAAUCUACCUGUUCUGAGACACCUGAGACCUGAAUUCAGGGCACAACUGCCCGUGGUCAGUCCAAGAAGGCCCACUGAUGGCAGUGAACAGGUAUUCAAGCCUCUGCAAAGGUUAUCCCCAGCUGUUGGAAAAAAUGAUGCUAAACUCGCGGCUACUCCUCCCUCGAUUAAAAUAUCUGAUCACGAGAGUUUCAAGUUGAGUACCAGCGUCACCAGCAUUCCGGAUCAACAGCCAGCUGCACUGGAGGUUGUUUUACCGGUGCUUGAACCGAGUGCCAGUGCUACCAGUGUUCCCGAGACCCUAAAAUCUAUGCAGGAGAGUCAAACUGAGGAGAAAGAUGGGCAUUAUUUUAUUAAGUUAUUGAAGGCUGAGAUUGAGAGAUUGUUCAAGCUUGCCGCAUCCGCGGAAGAUGAAUUGGAGAGUGGUGAACAACUGCCGGAGGAAGCUGCUGGAAAACUCAGGUCCGCUGCGGGAAAAGCUAGGCUAUUGGCCACGCAGAAAAUGCAGCAGUUUGAAGGCCUCUGUCAUAAAAAUAUUAAUCAAAUUCCUGGGGAGGAGUUCCCUACGACUAAUGAAGAUCUUGCAGGAUUCUGGGAUAUGGUCAUGCUGCAGGUCGUUCAAGUCAAUAAUUUGUUCGAUCAUAUUGAUAAACUCAGGCGGUCACAGUGGCAAGAGAUUCCACAGGAAAAGUCAACACCCGCACAAUCUCAGAAUGGCACCAGUGCUAAGCGUCGUACUGUAGCUUCUCAAAAGCCUAAAUCUGCAGCUAAUACAGAGGCAAAUCGAAAAGCGCGUGAAGCUCGUGAACUUGCCCGCCGCCAGAUGAUGGAGGAACGUAGAAAAGCCAUGAAAUCCCAGAUACAACAGUCUGUAGAGAUUUUUGCGCCAAAGACAUAACAGAGGGCCGUUAUGGAGAUUGUUUCAAGUUAUGAAGACACGACGGUUUUCUAUCUCAGAUCUGUAAAACGCUCAUAGAUACUCAAACUGAAUGACAAAAAAAACGGAAGAGAAAAUAAUUAUGAAUAAUUUUAAUCGAUGAUGAAGUCUAAUAAUUAAUUAAGUUAAUGAACGAAAGUCAUAAAAUAGUUAUUUGCAGUGUUGAAUCGUGGAUUCUCGCGUGAUAGAAGUUGCUAGAUUUUUCUGUUUUUAGUAAUUUUCGGUGAUUGUUUUUCAUUUUAUAUCACUGAUCACUUUAAAAAUUUAGAAUGGUUGAAAAUCAUAAAAAAUCGACCGAAGACUCGUUAAUUUAUUUCUUUAUUCCUGACGGUUAAAUAAUUACCGAAAAUUAUUCGAAAUAUUCGCCUACCAGGAAUAUUGACAACCCAUAAAAAUUAGAUUGAAGAAUCCAUUACAAUGUGUUAAAAACGUGCGACUGAAUAAGUUUCAUAUUCCCCCGGUUUUUCUCGUGAUAUCUGUGUAUGUAAAUAGUUUAAUAAUUUUUCAUGAUUGACGUUGCAAGAUAAAUGUCUGUUCCUUUUUUUAAUGAGCUUUUUGUCCAUGACUGCGCCCAACCAGAGUAUUUUCUUUCUCUUCUAUUAAUGAAAAGCAUUUGACGAUUUAAGUAUUAAAUACGAUUCAUGAUGAAUAACUGGUGGAAUUUUAAAAUGUGAGAGGAGAAAGAAUGGGAAAAAUUUUUUAAUAAAAAACUGAAAUCUAUGUUGAGUCGUUGAUGAUGUUGUAUCGAUGGCUUUCAAAGCUUAUCUACCAAAUAACACAUACCUAACUGAUACUCAUAAGCCGCGAUGUUUUUUUACUGUAAAGAUAUAAAGAUGAAAGUUACAGAAAUCUGAAAAAUCAUUGAAUUAAGUUAGAAUAGUUUUAAACCACAAUUGAAAUGAUAGGAAUAUGAACGAUUUUACAAUCUCCAGUGAAUGACCGUUAGAAAAUUAUUUCGCUCAAAAUUGUUACUCGAAUGAUUAUCGAUGUUCUGAAAUAAAUAUGAAAAAUAAUUCUAAUAAAUGUCUUUUUAGUAGGACAUAUGUUCAGAGAGUUUGUCCUAUGAUAUUCCUGCUUGAGGACUCUUCAAGAGAAUUUGUAUAUAUGAGAAUCAUUUUUAGAAAAAAAAAUUGGCUGCAUGAAUCUGCGAACGAAAAUCGUCAAAAAGAGGAAUGGGACGAAUGGAAUUUGUGAAUUGAUUAUUAUUAUUAUUAUUGUAACGUUAAAUCUCUUUCUGUUUUCGAUCGAUUUGCUUAGUAAUUUAUAUUCACACGAAAAAUAAAUAUUACUUCUUAUAAAAAAUA